Molecule: messenger RNA, 363 nt
Organism: Coregonus clupeaformis (lake whitefish)
Lineage: Eukaryota; Metazoa; Chordata; Actinopteri; Salmoniformes; Salmonidae
Product: 60S ribosomal protein L38
Exons: 5
Coding region: 103-315 (70 amino acids)
Biological process (GO): translation; protein-RNA complex assembly
Cellular component (GO): ribosome; cytosolic large ribosomal subunit
Molecular function (GO): structural constituent of ribosome
Source: RefSeq, a predicted model, not a curated record
CAUUAGUCGCCGUAGCUUGACUAUAAAGCUUGCGUCAGCGGAAGUUCCAUCCUCUUCAUCCCCUCUCUUGCAGGCUGUGCUUCAGUCCGCAGACACGGCAAGAUGCCACGCAAAAUCGAAGAAAUAAAAGAUUUCCUGCUUACAGCAAGGAGGAAGGAUGCCAAGUCCGUGAAGAUCAAGAAGAACAAGGACAAUGUCAAGUUCAAGGUGCGUUGCAGCAGGUACCUGUACACCCUCGUCAUCACAGACAAGGAGAAGGCCGAGAAGCUGAAGCAGUCCCUGCCCCCAGGUCUGGCUGUGAAGGAGCUCAAGUAGAGGACCAUCUUUGUGUACAGUGAAUUGUAAUAAAAAAGAGGAAAACCA